Molecule: messenger RNA, 858 nt
Organism: Triticum aestivum (bread wheat)
Lineage: Eukaryota; Viridiplantae; Streptophyta; Magnoliopsida; Poales; Poaceae
Product: protein ALP1-like
Exons: 2
Coding region: 85-645 (186 amino acids)
Source: RefSeq, a predicted model, not a curated record
CAUGUGCCCAAAACUGACAAACCAAGAUUCCGUUCAAGAAAGAAUGAAGUUGCAACAAAUGUUCUUGGUGUAUGUGCGCCAGACAUGCAAUUCAUUUAUGUAUAUCCGGGUUGGGAAGGAUCUGCGGCUGAUGGGAGGGUGCUUCGAGAUGCUUUAUCAAGAUCAAAUGGCCUUAAGGUUCCUCGGGGGUGCUAUUAUCUAGUUGAUGCUGGGUACAAGAACUGUGAAGGGUUUCUUGCUCCAUACGGAGGGCAACGGUAUCAUCUAAAUGAUUGGAAAAACCCACCAACAAAAAAAGAGGAAUUGUUUAACAUGAUGCAUUCAUCAGCAAGAAAUGUGAUUGAGAGGACUUUUGGAUUGCUCAAGAUGCGAUGGGAUAUCAUUAGAAAUCCCUCUUAUUAUCCUUUUGAUACACAAGUUGAUAUAAUUCUGGCAUGCUGCUAUCUUCACAAUCUGAUACGACAACAAAUGCGGGUAGAUCCCUGUGAACAAUAUCUAGAUGAAUACAUGCUACGUCUUCAACAGCAGCAAGUAAAUGAGGAUGUCAUUCUGUCCACCGAAACAUCAUCCGAGUGGACUGAGAAAAGAGACAAGUUAGCUGAUGAAAUGUGGAAAGCUUGGAUAGCCAAAAGACAAGAUCGUUGAUACACGCUAGUACAUUUUUAGUUGUAGGACAUUAGAUGUUUGUUCAGGAAAAUAUGGGUGUCGAAACAUUCUACACUGAUAUUUGUUUUCUCCCAUAUGUCAUAGUAGCUUAUGUGUCAUUUCAUUCACUUUCUUGUAAUGAUAGGAGAGAUUGAUUAAUGUAUGAACAUCAUAUUUCCUACAUGAGCAUUUAUAUUCUGUAUUGUUUGUACA